Molecule: messenger RNA, 1561 nt
Organism: Myotis daubentonii (Daubenton's bat)
Lineage: Eukaryota; Metazoa; Chordata; Mammalia; Chiroptera; Vespertilionidae
Product: F-box only protein 48-like
Exons: 5
Coding region: 531-1025 (164 amino acids)
Source: RefSeq, a predicted model, not a curated record
GCCGGCUGUCUCGGGGGCGGAUCCCUGAGCCAGCGCUGCCUCCGCUCAGCGCCGCAGAGCUGAAGUGACAGCCGGUGCUCAGAGUUGUUACUAUCAAUUGUGUUCUUUGAGUUGUCAACUGCAGCCUGCGUGGGGAACGCAAGAAGGGGGGCUCAGAUGGGUCGCGGGGUCACUUCUUCGGACUUUCGGGGUCUGGACAGGGUGGGGGCUCCCCGAGCGCCGGGAGGCGCCCGCGGCCAGGUCUGUCCUGCCUCCGGUUCCAUCUCGAUCUAAGUGACACCUGAAAGGGGGCGAGCCCUCCCUAACUCGAGAGCCUCAAGAGAAAGUCCUCUGUUGCAUGAAUACAGGCACUAAAAUUCUGACCACCAGUUACUUUGGAUCAUAAACAACCAACUGAACGGGAGCAACUGUGGCCUUGGUUACCUGUGAAGAUUACAUAAAACAUCAGGCUAAGCAGAAUAACUCUAAAAGGACCAUAAUUCAAGAGUUUCUGAUAUAGAAUUGAACUCUGUGAAUACUGAGGGGGAAAAAUGAAUCAAAAUAACAUUUUUAUGUCGCUGCCUGAAGAAGUUACUUUACAGAUUUUCAGUCAGCUGGACAUUCAGAGUUUGUGCAGGGCUUCAUUGACAUGCAGGAGCUGGAAUGACACAAUAAGAAACAAUGAUUUCUUAUGGAAACCUCAUUGCUUGGCUCUACGAGCUGUGUGUGAACGAGAAGUAGAUGAUGAUCGAAAAAGUGGUUAUUCCUGGAGGGUAGGAUAUGGUGGUAGGUGUGAACCAAACUCUACUUUCUGCUUGGAGGAGGACACACUACUGAGGAAUUACAAGAAGAGUCAAGUAAAACAUUCUUGGCUAAGUGGCAGAUACAGCAACAUAGAUUUGUCUACUCUCCUGUCAGAAACAACCAUGUGCCCAAUGGAUAAAGAAACCUGGGGUGAAAUUUUAGAAGCAGAACUGAAUAGAUCAGAGAUUAAAAAUGACAGCAGAGUAAGUGGAUGCGACACUAACAAGAACAAACUGGAAUGAUCCUAUAUAAGAAAAGGGAAACAUGUAAAUUGACAAUCCCUCCGCUACACUCACCAGCCAAUCAGGAGUGAGUAUGCAAAUUAAGCUGAUAAAGAUGGCAGGUUAAUUUGCAUAUGCAGGUGUCAAGUGCCUAGGGAGGCAAGACCGCUGCACCAAGCUACGCCCCCGGGCUACAGGGACCUUCUGUGAAUAUAUGCUAAGAAUACCAAACUACCAAUCAGAAAGAUGGUAUGCAACCCUUGGGUCUUGGGUUUGAUUCCAGUCAAGGGCACAUGCGUGGGUUGCAGGCUCGAUCCCCAGUAUGGGGUGUGCAGGUGGUAGCUGAUCAGUGAUUCUCUCUCAUCAUUGACUAGAGGUCCAGUGCACAAAAUUUUGUGCACUCGGGGGGGUCCCUCAGCCCAGCCAACCCCCUCUUGCAGUGUGGGACCCCUCGGAGGAUGUCCACCCGAGUGGGGACCCUCACCCCAUGAAGUUUUGGCCAGCCUGGGUGAGGGGCUGAUGGCUGUUUACAGGCUGGCCACACCCCCUUUAGGGUC